This is a messenger RNA of Eptesicus fuscus (big brown bat), 1138 nucleotides long. It is a transcript of the gene C1QTNF4, whose product is annotated as C1q and TNF related 4. Gene Ontology annotation, molecular function: protein binding. The coding region runs from base 11 to 1006 and encodes 331 amino acids. The record is from RefSeq and is a predicted model, not a curated record. NCBI's taxonomy places the organism in Eukaryota, Metazoa, Chordata, Mammalia, Chiroptera, Vespertilionidae. The transcript has a single exon.
UGCAGGCGCCAUGCUGCCGCUCCUGCUGGGCCUGCUGGGCCCGGCAGCGUCCUGGGCACUGGGCCCGGCGCCCGGCUCCACGGAGCUGCGCUCGGCCUUCUCGGCGGCACGCACCACUCCUCUGGAGGGCACUUCGGAGAUGGAGAUGGCGGUGACCUUCGACAAGGUGUACGUCAACAUCGGGGGCGACUUCGACGCAGCCACGGGCCAGUUCCGCUGCCGCGUGCCGGGCGCCUACUUCUUCUCGUUCACGGCCGGCAAGGCUCCGCACAAGAGCCUGUCGGUGAUGCUGGUGCGCAACCGCGACGAGGUGCAGGCGCUGGCCUUCGACGAGCAGCGGCGGCCCGGCUCGCGGCGCGCCGCCAGCCAGAGCGCCAUGCUGCAGCUCGACUACGGCGACGUGGUGUGGCUGCGGCUGCACGGCGCCCCGCAGUACGCGCUGGGCGCGCCCGGCGCCACCUUCAGCGGCUACCUGGUGUACGCCGACGCCGACGCGCCCGCGCCUGCGCGCCGCCCGCCCGCGCCCCCCGAGCCGCGCUCGGCCUUCUCGGCGGCGCGCACGCGCAGCCUGGUGGGCUCGGACGCGGGCCCGGGCCCGCGACACCGGCCCCUCGCCUUCGACACGGAGCUCGUCAACAUCGGCGGCGACUUCGACGCGGAGGCCGGCGUGUUCCGCUGCCGCCUGCCUGGCGCCUACUUCUUCUCCUUCACGCUGGGCAAGCUGCCGCGGAAGACGCUGUCGGUGAAGCUGAUGAAGAACCGCGACGAGGUGCAGGCCAUGAUUUACGACGACGGCGCGUCGCGGCGCCGCGAGAUGCAGAGCCAGAGCGUGAUGCUGGCGCUGCGUCGCGGCGACGCCGUGUGGCUGCUCAGCCACGACCACGACGGCUACGGGGCCUACAGCAACCACGGCAAGUACAUCACCUUCUCCGGCUUCCUGGUGUACCCCGACCCCGACCCCGCCGCCGCCGCCAGCCCGCCCGGCCCCGGGCCCCUGGAGCUCUGAGCUCCCACUGGGCGGAGCCAAGGGGCGUGCAUGCCGGGCCGCGCGGCCCCACCACUCGCUGGCGAGCAUGACGGCCCGCCCCGCGCGGCUGGAUGCCAAUAAAGCGGGCCUGGGCCGGCGCCUCUGUCCGGU